AUGCUCUCUGAACACAUUCAUCCGUUGCUGGACAACGUUGUAGAAGAACUUAAAGAUUUCGUGUUAGUAGAAGAAUAUCAAAAACAAAUUAAAUUUGAUGUUAAAAAGGACUGCUUAGAAGUGUCGAUAUCAUUUGAACAUUCUGAAGACCCAUUAGUGUUAAAGUUUCUUGAUGCUAUAAUGAAAUCAGCGGAAAAUAUCAAAAACUGUGCAUUUAGAUUGAUGACCGAUCCGUAUGAUCAGAAUCCGAUUCUUCGAAGUUAUUCGAAGAGAAACAAAUUGCCACGAUGUUGCGAGACAGAAAAUUCUUUUAAUAGCCGUCUAUUCUUUCAUGAUGGAAAUACUUAUUUUGCACGAUCCCUUAACUAUGCUGAUAAUGCUGUAUAUCCUUUUGAACCUGAGUUGUGCAUCUUGGAAGAGGCUGUCAGCAGAAGCUUCAAAAUGAAACUGAAAAAUACUCGUAACUUGCUGUAUGGCCAACACCGAUUGUCAUUAAACGUUCCCGAUCAAGUUGCAUUUCUUAUUAAGGAGAGACCUGAACUGCUGAGUUACGCGAUAAGACAGAACAACAGUGAAGUUGAAGAAGAGCUUAUCGAGACGCUGCCUUGGUUUGAUAACAGAACAAUGGUUAAAACAUUAGUCGUGGAUAAAGAUUACCAAAAGUUGAAUCCGAUCGAAUGCAUUGAUAGCCCAACUGACUCAAUAUCUGAACGAGCUGCUUGGGCUCUUUUCAAAGUUCUGGAAGGUUCCAAGUUUUCUAAUAUUUCACAGAAAAUUGAUCCGAAGGAAUCAUUCGAAGAUGAGCGCAAAAGGUUCAUAAAAGAUGUACUGAUGGGUAGGAAGCCAAACACAUUGAACGCCCUUUCGCGUGCCUUCCUCUUAAUCACUGAAACAGAUAAGGCUGGUUGCAAAAAAAUCCUUCUAACUUCCACUGAUUCGGAUGUUGAUGAGCGUACAAAACCUAAGCUAAAAAAAAAGUAUAAGAAACGUUUACCAGAGGAAAUUAAGACAAAGUCCUGGAGCAAACAAGUAAACAAUGGUUUCACCAGUGUUGCCGGCAUUCCUGAAUUAGAUGAAAGAUUGAAUUAUGCGGAAGGCAUAGCAUCUGAUGAAGAUUCAUUGGGAGAUGACGAAGAAAUUGAUUUCUUAAGUAGGAAGAGCAACAAAAAAGUUUUGUCUCGUGAUAAUGAGAAAGACUUGAAAAUACUGCAAACUGCGAUGGAAUCUGCAGAAUUAGAAGAAAAUGAGAGAGCUUGGGAAGAACUGCAACCAUCGGCCGCACCUUUAGCAGAAUUGAUAUAUCUUGAAGACUAUGAAGAUUUAUGA
Molecule: messenger RNA, 1326 nt
Organism: Auanema sp. JU1783
Lineage: Eukaryota; Metazoa; Nematoda; Chromadorea; Rhabditida; Rhabditidae
Source: the annotation of a GenBank genome assembly